This is a messenger RNA of Fraxinus pennsylvanica, 1554 nucleotides long. NCBI's taxonomy places the organism in Eukaryota, Viridiplantae, Streptophyta, Magnoliopsida, Lamiales, Oleaceae. The record is from the annotation of a GenBank genome assembly.
AUGGAGGAGUUGGUUGGUGUUACUGCUUGUGUUACUGAAAACAUGAGUUGUUGUUUGAGAUGUGUGGUGGCGGCGGUGGCGUCAUUGUCUGUAGAAGGCGGCUUCAAGGUGGUGGUGGACGAAGAAGAGGUGGCGGUUCUUGGUUUGGAAGUCAUGUUGCCAAUGAAGAAACUAAUAUUGGUGCCGCUGUUGUCGUGGCGAAAUUUGAUUAAAAGGUACGCUGUGCCUCCGUGCACGAGAACGGAGGCACGCUGGUGCCGUGCACCAGCACCAUACCUCCGUACACGAGAACGGAGGCACGUCGUGCCUCCAUCCGCAUGCACAGAGGCAUGCUAUUACGUGCACCAGUACCAUGCCUCCGUACACGAGAACGGAGGCACGUCGUGCCUCCGUCGGCGUGCACAGAGGCAUGCUGUUAAGGCAAUGAGAGCGUGCCUUCGUGCACUAGAACGGAGGAACGCCGUGUCUCCGUCCGCAUAUUCUCCAGUCCAUCAGAAAAAGGAAACAGCACACGUCUGUUGGCACUAUAAUUGGGAUAGUGAUUGCUGCUCUAUUUACGGUCUUGCUGAUCUAAAGGGUCUAGGCCAACACACUGGAUUAUUUACCCUAAGGCAAAUUAGAGCAGCCACAAACAAUUUUGAUCCUGCCAAUAAAAUCGGAGAAGGUGGUUUUGGUCCUGUGUACAAGGGCCAUCUUCAGUCAGAUGGAACCAUCAUAGCAGUGAAGCAGCUUUCUUCCAAAUCAAAGGAUGGGAACCGUGAAUUCGUGAAUGAAAUAGGCAUGAUUUCUGCGCUACAGCAUCCUCAUCUUGUAAAGCUAUAUGGGUGCUGUAUUGAAGGCAACCAGUUGUUGCAUGUCUAUGAGCACAUGGAGAAUAACAGCCUUGCUCGUGCUUUAUUCGAUAAAGGAAACAGCAUGUCUGUUGGCACUAUAAUUGGGAUAGUGAUUGCUGUUCUAAUUACGGUCUUGCUGGUUCUGGGUAUUUUUUGGUGGAAGGGCUGUCUCAGACCAAAAGAUACUCUAGAACAAGAUCUAAAGGGUCUAGGCCAACACACUGGAUUAUUUACCCUAAGGCAAAUUAGAGCUGCCACGAACAAUUUUGAUCCUGCCAAUAAAAUCGGAGAAGAAAUUGUCAGUGGGAGGAGCAACACUAGUAUUAGGCCAAAGGAGAACAGCUUCUAUCUUCUCGACUGGGCUAAUUCCUUGAAGGCUGAAGGAAAAUUAAUGGAACUGGUCGAUCCAAGACUAGAAUCGAACUUCAAUGAAGAAGAGGUGAUCACAACUAUCAAUUUGGCGCUCUGUUGUACCAAUGCUGUAGCCGCCGAAAGACCAAGCAUGUCAGCAGUGGUAAGCAUACUAGAAGGAAGAGCACAUGUUGGAGAGUUCGUUUCAGACUCAAGUGUCUCAAUUUACAAGAUGAAGCCAACAGAAAUAACGAGUCAGGACCAUGUUACUAACUCGAGUAUUUCAUUGGAUAUGCCUUGGACUUCUUCCUCAAAAUCAACUUCUGAUCUGUAUCCAAUCACUUUAGAUACUAAUAAUUGGGAAGAUUGA